Molecule: messenger RNA, 2250 nt
Organism: Rana temporaria (common frog)
Lineage: Eukaryota; Metazoa; Chordata; Amphibia; Anura; Ranidae
Gene: GABRD
Product: gamma-aminobutyric acid type A receptor subunit delta
Exons: 9
Coding region: 168-1490 (440 amino acids)
Biological process (GO): regulation of membrane potential; chloride transport; nervous system process
Cellular component (GO): neuron projection; membrane; synapse
Molecular function (GO): extracellular ligand-gated monoatomic ion channel activity; GABA-A receptor activity; neurotransmitter receptor activity
Source: RefSeq, a predicted model, not a curated record
UCCUGCAACCUGUGCUUUGAGCUGUUCAUCUACUGGGCACUGCUCUUCGUUGGCAUCCAGGGAUGAGUAUUGGCAGCUAACGUCGGCACAGACCUCCUAUAACAGGAUCUGUAGCAUUGUCAUGGAAUUCUGCUCUAGUUUGUGUCCAUUUAUUUCAGGAUUUGGUCAUGGGAUAUUUCACCCGCACCUUGCUCUUUGCUGUCACAAUUUUCCAACAGAUAACAUGCCGCAGCAGCAAUACUGAAGACAUUGGGGAAUACAUUGGGUCCAAUAUAGAGAUAUCAUGGGUGCCCAACCUAGAUGGACUAAUGCAAGGAUAUGCAAGGAACUUCAGGCCUGGGAUCGGAGGGCCUCCUGUAAUUGUUGCAGUAGAUAUAGAAGUCACCAGCAUUGACCAUAUAUCUGAAGUAAACAUGGAAUACACAAUGACAGUUUUCCUGCGUCAGAGCUGGAGGGAUGAAAGGCUUUCUUACAACCAUACCAACAAAACUCUUGGCUUUGACAGUAGAUUUGUUGAGAAACUUUGGCUUCCAGAUACCUUUAUUGUAAAUUCCAAGAAUGCCUGGUUUCAUGAUGUGACCGUGGAAAACAAGCUAAUCCGACUCCAGCCAGAUGGUGUCAUCCUAUACAGCAGUAGAAUAACAUCAACUGUUUCCUGUGACAUGGACUUAACAAAGUAUCCAAUGGACGAGCAGGAGUGCUUGUUUGACCUCGAGAGCUAUGGCUACUCAGCAGAGGACAUUCUCUACCACUGGUCGGAGAAACAGGAGACGAUCCACGGCCUGGAUAAACUUGAGCUUGCGCAAUUCACCAUUACAGGCUAUAAAUUCACCAAAAAGGUGACAAACUUCAAAUCUGCGGGUCAGUUUCCCCGGCUGACCCUAAGCUUCCAGAUGAAGAGGAACAGAGGAAUGUACAUUAUACAGUCUUAUGUUCCAUCCAUUUUACUGGUGACCAUGUCAUGGGUCUCUUUCUGGAUCAGUCAGUCGGCAGUUCCUGCAAGAGUUUCACUAGGUAUCACCACUGUACUCACAAUGACCACUCUGAUGGACUGCGCUCGAUCUUCUCUGCCCAGAGCGUCUGCUAUCAAAGCUCUGGAUGUCUACUUCCUCAUAUGCUAUGUUUUUGUGUUCGCUGCCUUGGUGGAGUAUGCAUUUGCUCACUUUAAUGCGGACUACACAAAGAAGAAUAAGAAGAAGGCAGUGCGUAAGGUGUCAAUGAAGGAUGGCAAUGAAGCCAUAGUCCUGCUCACCUUGUCAUUACUGGGAGUGAAUCUUAAUGUUUCAGGGCUAAUAGGUGGGCGCAAAUGUACAGGAAGGGCAAUUAAACUGUGUUCUCGUGAGCUGAAACCUGACCAAAAAGGUGACCGACGAAAGAAGACUUUUCUGAAGCCCAUAGAUGCAGAUACCAUUGAUGUUUAUUCAAGGGCAGUUUUCCCAGCUGCCUUUGCAGCAGUGAACAUUAUUUACUGGGUGGGCUACACAGCGUGAGAGUAAUUGUGUACCAUGUGUCUAUAUAUGCAUCAACUAAAAUUCAUGUCAUUCACUGCAUUAAAAUAAUGAGAUACGACUACAGUUCAUAAUACCAGUUCUAAACAGAUAUUUUUUGUAUGUUUGGUUAGUAUUAAUACAUUUAGAUAAACUUCUCUGUAAACAGCAGUGUUAAAAAAAAGAUUUUUACCUGAUUAAAAAAAAUGUAAUUUUUAUUUUUAUUGUCAAAUAAGUAUAAGAUCUAUUGGCAAUACAGGGAAGCAAGCCUAUGUAAUUUUUUACGUGGGUUUUACAUUUUUUUAUUCUUCCACAAGAUGACGAUGUGCACUCCUAUUGUUGUAGGAUUGUGGUUUAAUUCAAGGCCUUGUGCUUCCGAGAUGAUGGAUACAUGGUUCUACCAAUGGCUGCCCAGAUUGUUUGUUUGUCUCAUCUAUGAUGGGCCAUGUCUGAGCAUCCAAUGAGUGCCCUUGGGUCAUUCUGUUUACUAAUGGCAUCGCUCCCUUGUCUUGCUAAUAGAGUAUAUACAUCGUGGGAGUAGGCGUGUGGGCGUACUCCUGAUGACGUCAAGUCUGAUGAAACAAUCGUCUGGACGCUACGCACACACGCUUUGCACGAUCACUUUUAUGGACUUGUAACCUGCAAGGAAUUGCUUUUUGGCUUGUUUGCUUUGGAGAUAUUAUCUGAGUUUGAACCUGUGUAUGCAGCAUUACAGCACUGCAGUAUUGUCAAUAAAACCGCUUAAGGAGACAAUAUUACGCUA